AAUUAGAGAUAUUUGAUUCCCGAUCCCUAUAAUAUUUUUCUUCCAGCUUUACCAUUAAUUAUUAUUAUUCUUUCAUAUAUAAAUCAAAUAAAGUAAUAUUUUAAAUAUUCUGUAUAAACAUAUAUUAUGGGAAACUUUCUAUCCAUUUUUUUUGACAAAUCUUCUUAUAAGAUUUAUAAUCUACUAUUAUAUUUUUUCCCCUAUAUUACCAUUGUCCCUCUUUAUAUACUUAGUAUAUAUUUAAUUAAAAUAUUGUUUGAAAUCUUUAUUGUCUUUUAUAUUAAGAAAAACUAAUUUACAUGCAACAAUGUAGGAUCAUCAUCCAUCAACCCAGGAUCUCCACAAUUUUCCUUCACUCUCCAAAACCCUUUAUAAAUACCCUUCAAACCCACUUUAUCAAAAACACCUUAUUAAAAACACAACUCCCUUUCUUUUACUCCACAAAAAAAAAAAAAAAAAAAAAAAAAUGGCAACAAAUAUUGUAGUACAAUUGUUGGAUUUUGGGCAAGUCCAUUUGGGAUGAGAGUGAGGAUAGCAUUAGCUGAAAAAUGAGUGAAAUAUGAAUACAGUGAACAAGAUUUGAAGAAUAAGAGUGAAUUACUACUUAAGAUGAACCCGGUUCAUAAAAAGAUACCGGUUCUUGUUCAUAAUAAUAAACUGGUUUGUGAGUCUCUUAUAAUUGUUGAAUACAUUGAUGAAGUUUGGUCUGAUAAAGCUACUUUGUUGCCUUCUGAUCCUUAUCGUAGGGCUCAAGCUCGUUUUUGGGCUGAUUUUGUUGAGAAGAAGAUAUACGAUACUGGGAGGAGAGUUUGGACCACUAAAGGCGAAGAUCAAGAGGCGGCGAAGAAGGAAUUCAUUGAGCACUUGAAGGUAUUGGAGCAAGAGUUAGGGAACAAAUCUUACUUUGGAGGAGAUGAAUUUGGGUUUGUUGAUAUUGUUUUCAUCCCAUUCUAUAGUUGGUUUCACGCCUAUGAAACAUUGACCAACUUCAAGAUUGAAGAAUCUUGCCCAAAGAUCAUUGAAUGGGCUAAGAGGUGCAUCCAAAGGGAAAGUGUGGCUAAAGCUCUUCCUGACCAAAACAAGGUUUAUGAGUUUAUUUUGGAGUUAAAGAAGAGGUUGGGCAUUUAGAGAAGCUGCUUUUUUUAUGCUGUAUUGUAUGGUUUGGUGAGAGUAAUAAUGUAAGGCGUAUAUUAUCGUAGGAUUAAUAAUGUUAUCUUAUUGUAUGGUUUGGUGAGAAGUUGGUUUUUUAUGCUAUAUUAUUGUAUGGCGAUUUAUUUGAAAACAUAAAGCGUAUAUUAUCGUAUGAAUAAUAAUCUUACUCGAGUGU
Molecule: messenger RNA, 1327 nt
Organism: Chenopodium quinoa (quinoa)
Lineage: Eukaryota; Viridiplantae; Streptophyta; Magnoliopsida; Caryophyllales; Amaranthaceae
Product: probable glutathione S-transferase parA
Exons: 2
Coding region: 610-1128 (172 amino acids)
Biological process (GO): glutathione metabolic process
Cellular component (GO): cytoplasm
Molecular function (GO): glutathione transferase activity
Source: RefSeq, a predicted model, not a curated record